GGUGAAGAAUGACGUGACUCGCGGGAGAACAAACGCUAAACGCACCACGGCAGCCGUGUACUGUUUCCUUCCUGUGUGGUGGCAAUAGUUAUUUAACAUGGAGAAACAAACUUUAGGGAAGGAGAGGCUGAUAGUGCCCACUGAUUUCACCUCACCAGCACUUCCGAGGGAGACUCCGGAGGACCUCAUACCCCCAUCGCAUUUUGCAUCAAGUGCCCAUUCUGCUGGAGCAAACAGAUGUGUUCAAAUCCCGGCGACACAGCCACCCAUCUCCUGGAUAAACCAAGGCAUGAUAUCAGCACCAUCAUCAGGGGAGCCAAGUCCUGCCAAUCCAUGGCUUGCCAUCAAUCAGGCCCAACAGGAAAUCUUGGAGCUGAGGAAGGAAAAUCAGAGGAUCUUGAUGCUACAAGGAGACAGCAUAAGGACCCCUGAUUAUCGUUCAGAUUGUAGAGCCAGAUCAAAAGACAGAGGAGGUAAUUGGUCUCGAUGGGAAUCAGAGUGGCGACUGGAGGCAGAAAAGCACAAGGCUGAAGCAGAGAGGUUAAAGGGGCAGGUGGAGGCACUAAAGGAGAUUGCAGAAAGAUGCAGGGAAGAGGUCAGAGACAAAGACAACACCCUUAGCAGAAACAGCCAUGAGAUGGAAGCAAUACAUACGGAUCUAUCCAAGGCUAAGUCUGAACUCAGCCAAAUCAGAGAGGAGCUCAGUCUCUGCAGCGCACAGAAGGAAAAAAUAAGCUCACAGUUUGAAAGACUGAAAGCAGAGUCUGAUGAGGAAAUUACAAGGCUGAGGAGAGAUGCUGAAAGGAGCAAAGAGGAAUCCCGGGAGCUUGCUUUGAAGGUUGAAAUGGGCAGGUUGCAGGCUGAAGAGGAAGCCAAACAACAGACUCUCAGACUAUUACAGCAACUAGAGGAAUUUCGGAAGAACAAGGAGGUGGAGCUGCAACAGUUGAAUGCAUCCCAUUGUGCAGAGUUGGGUGCAGCACAAAAAACAAAUGGUGAACUACAGAACCGACUUCAGUCAAUGACCUCAGAACUGCUGCAGCUAAAGAGCACUCUGAUGGAAGUAUCUACUGAGAGAAAUGGACUAAAAGAACAUUUAAGCCAAAUGGGACAAGCUUUUGAGACACAGUCUGCUACAUUGCAAAGCCUCAGAAAUUACAUCGGCCAGCUUGCACCAGAGAAAGGAGAGAGGGAACGAUUAAAUGAAGCUGUUGAGAGGCUGAACAAAGAGAAAGCAGCUCUUCAGACAACUGCAGAACUUUUGACAGUCAGGCUUAACUCUGUGAAUGAGAUACUCGCCCUCCAAGAAGAGAAAAUGGUGAAAAAGGAUGUUUGCGGACCACGUAAGACAUCGAUGGAUCCACUUGUGGAGAAAGGAUCCGAAGGCCUUCAAGUGCUUCAGCUGUGGAGAGAGAAAGUGUUCAAGUUGUGUGUCCAGCUUCGCUCAAAGGACAUCGAGAUAAGAGGAGAAAAGGAAAAACUGAUUUCAAAAGUCAGAUUUACAGAGCAGCAGCUGCAGCAGGAGCAGCACAGAGCUAGCGUGCUCCAAUACAGCCUACAUGACAGGAUCGCUGAGCUGGACCUCGAGAGGGUGGAAAAGGAUGCACUGAAACAGGAUUUGGCCAGUGUUCACAAGGAAAAUGUUCAGUUGAAGUUACAGAGCCAGAAAGCAGAGGCUGAAUUUAAAACCUUGACAGAGGCAGUGCAAAGAUUCUGUGAGGCGUUUGAAAGCAAGGUGGCAGAAGUGGAGGCAGCUAAAGCAAGGCUCAACACUUUUACCCAGAGGCUGACAUUUGCUAAAAGACGAGUGGAGACAGUCCAAGCUUUGGUCAUGAGGAAGGCAGCCCUGCAGAAAGUUGAACAGGCCUGUAAACAGCCAGAUAAGGAUGCUGAAAGCAUCAGAAACCUCCAGAUAGAGCACAGUUUGGUGUGCGAAGAGAGAGACAGACUCACUCGAGAGCUCAAAAGAACCCCAGAGCUUAUCGAGAACGCUCUCGCUGAUCUGAAAGAGCAAUAUGAGAGUAAAGUUAGGCUACAGCAGCAGGAGCUGGAGCAGAGCUGGGUGGAGCUUGAGCAGGCUGUAGUUGGUAGAGAGGAGGCUGAGCAGAACCUGCAGCAGAUCCAGGCCCAGCUGGAGGACACUAAGGUCACCCUGGAGAGAGUCCGCUGUGAGCUGCUCAGCCAGCAAGAGCAGAGUGAGCAGGCCCUGCAGGAAAGAGUGUCUGAGAUUGAGGAGCGGUGUUCUGAGAAGCUGAGAGAAAUGGAGGCUCAAGUCAGCACAGUCAGGAAAGAGCACACCAAAGCAGUUAUGACUUUGCGUGAGUUUGAGAGAGAGGCAGCAAAGAAACUGGAAGAGAUGAAGCAAAGCCGAAAUCCGGAGAGUGAAAACACAAAGAGGAAAGUCCAGCACAAACAACUGAAGGAGACAGCGAGGGACAAAAACCAACACUUGGUCACAGUUGCUGAUAGAGGGCUGAUGAAGGAGCACCAGAGAGCUCAGGCGACAGCUCGGCAAAACUCUGCUGCUCAAUGGAAACCUCGACAAAACGCUUCAGAAUGGAGCUGUUCUGUAGGUGCACAAGUCCAACUACCUGCAGAUGAGACACUUCUGUGUGUUUUGGAGGAGCUCCAUACUCUCAGUGCUGCAGUGGUAAACAGCUCUGAGGACUCUGCGGAGGAGGAAGGACAGAGUGACAGUGUGGAACCAUCCACUGGCAGUCUGCACAGCUGAUACCUGAAGAUGAGUCACUGCAGCCAGUAAACACACCUUUAAAUUCUAACUGUUGGCAGUGUUGAUAACAUACAGCUCCUGGAAAUCAUUUGAUUGAGCCAAACCACUUAAAAUCAGACAUGUCACAUUUGAACUAAACAGAUACUGUGUGUUACAUGUAGAGUAAUAUAAAUUUAAGGUUGUGUAAUUCUUCGAGGAUUCUGUGACCAUCCAAUGGUCCAUUUUCUGAAUAAUCUAAAUUUCUUGUCUUUGCAGUAAGAUAAUAAAUAAAUAAUAAAAUAUA
Molecule: messenger RNA, 3014 nt
Organism: Pelmatolapia mariae (spotted tilapia)
Lineage: Eukaryota; Metazoa; Chordata; Actinopteri; Cichliformes; Cichlidae
Gene: cchcr1
Product: coiled-coil alpha-helical rod protein 1
Exons: 20
Coding region: 98-2731 (877 amino acids)
Biological process (GO): cell differentiation; protein export from nucleus
Cellular component (GO): centriole
Source: RefSeq, a predicted model, not a curated record